AGGAUAUCAAUUCGCUGGACAAGCUUUCCUUCAUUCUUAAGACCAGGAGUGAUAUCAACUUCAACUGACGGCACAUGUAUGUCAGCAAGAAGACUAUUUUCACAUCUCUUUGGAACACAACCAAGUCCUUUACGAUAUCUCUUAGUUAUUGGUUUUAUUGUAAUUCUGUUGUUGGGAUUUCUCUUAUUUAUGUCUGAUUCAAGUUGGUACCGCAGUAGAACUAGACGCUUUACCUACCAUGACUUUUACGAGCAUGGGGCUGAUUCAAAUUAUCAUUAUGGAAUUGUUAUUGACUGCGGCAGCAGUGGAUCUCGUGUUUUUAUUUAUUAUUGGCCACCACACAAUGGAAACCCAGAUGAGUUGCUACAAAUUAAGCAGAUGGUAGACUCUCGAGGAAACCCUGUAAGGAUGAAGAUCAAACCAGGUAAAUGUUUAUUGUUUUUUACACUGAGCACGAGAUCUUCUCAGAUCCAGUUAUGAAAACAAAGUAUUGUCAACUUUAGCAGGCAUGUGUUCAACAGUGUUCCGUUACUCUAAUAUGUCCUGGAUUUUGUAUUUUUGCCCGAGUCAGGGAGAAUUGCGGUGGGAAACAAUUUCAUCAUUAGAUAUCACAUGACCUCAAAGUAGCCAGUGUUGUUGCUAUCUUGAGAGGUGCACAGUAAUUUGGUAUUUGAAGUAGUAAGGGAUUUCACUGUUUUCUUGUGUUGAGAAAAUGUGUUCUCACCAAGUUAGUAUCCAGAGCUGACCUUUUUAUUGGCCGAGGAAAAUCCCCACAUCCACUCCCAUAAUUCCAGUCCCACCAAAGGUAGCUAGUGAGAGCUGUUUUUCUAACACUUAAACUUUUACUAAGUUGAGUAAUUACGUACACAACUUUUGGCUUAGCUAAAAGAAUUAACCAUUGCAUAAACAUUUCUAGAACCUUAACCAUUAUCACCGCUAUUCAUUUAAAGGAAUAUCCAGCCUUGUUGACGAGCCAUCAAAGGCUUCAUCUUAUAUUGAACCCCUUCUGGACUUUGCUGCACUAAAGAUCCCAGAACACAAACAUAAGGAGACUCCACUUUACGUCCUUGCAACAGCUGGAAUGCGAAUGCUUUCUACUGCAGAUCAAGAAUCUAUUUUGGAUGACCUGAGAGUUGAUAUUCCAUUGAAAUACAACUUUCAUUUUAUGGCAUCACAUGUUGAAGUUAUCACUGGAAAACAGGAAGGUACAUGUGCUAAAUAAAUUUUUAAAUUAAUUUUGUUACCAUUUUGCAUUUCUCAAACCUUAAAGCCAUUAUACUUGACUGUACUGUCCUGCUGUGCAUCUCUAUCUCCUCCCUACCCUCCCUCCCACAGUAGUACAAUGAACCUCACUGGCAUUAAGAAAGUUUUAGGUAAAUUUAAAUUUUUAGGUGUUGAGAAUUCAGAAUUCCUACAUAAUUUAAAACUUAUUUCAUACCUUUUAUGGUAUAGUUGGUUUUUGUCAAGUCCAUUAUUUAAUUUCUUUUUUAACAGGAAUAUAUUCUUGGAUUGGAGUUAAUUUUGAGCUUGGACGAUUUGACCAUUCACAUGAUGCAAAAGGUAGAUACCAGCAAUUAAAACUGUUUGAAGUGCUAAACCUUGUGCGGUGUGUGACUUAGUUAAUGAGUAAAUUAUGUGAAAAGUUAGAAGGAAAGGCAUCCAGGGGUCAGUUUAAUAAAACUUUUGUAAGUUUAAUUUACAAGUGUAGCUAUUGUUUUAGAGUAUGAAAACAAUAGCCACUUUUGAAAAUUACCUCAUUGUCUCCGGCGGCUAGGGCUGUCAAUGUUGUGACAUCGAUCCUGAAAAAUAAACUCGCAAAAAAUCGCGUUACUUCCGAUUGCCUCCAAAUUUGGCUCACAGGAAGUUAACAGAUUUAGCCAAUCACCUGCCUGGUUCCAGCCCCUGUGGACUUUUGACAGUGACACACCGAGCUUUCGAAAAUUUGGAAUUUUAUGGCGAGUCGCGGGGAAUUUUUUUGAGCCGGUUUUGCGAAUAAUGAAAGCUUGUAUUGACGAAUAUCAACCAAAUACAAGUCAAACAAACUAUCCUGAAGGAUUUUGGAGGAUAACAAGCAAACUAAACGCGAAAAUCGAGGUUAGGUUCAACAAUUAGAAUCUGUGCAUGCAAAUCGCCGAUCGCCGACUCUGUGCCACAUGUUCUUGAAACGGCGACGAUUUCCUUCCCGUUUUGCCUUCGCUUCGCUUUUCGCUGUCAAAUUCUUGCUUAUUUUGAUGAAUUCUAUCAGCAAAUUCAUGUCUGCUUGUCUCUAACUCGAUAUUUUUUUGGGAAUCGAGGAAACAAAGCGUCUCAGUGAAGUAAACAUGGGGUCACGAGGUGACGCCAAAGGAUUAUGCUAAUUAUGAUAAUCCAAUUAGCAUAAUCAUGAGAGCGUGAAGAAAAAAAUUUGUAGAAAAUUUCUAGUCGCUCCAUAUUUUAGAACGAUUUUCGGGUUUUUUUGCUUACAUAUUGAUGAAAAAAAUUUCUUACUACCAUAUCACCCAAAAUAAAGAAGUUUCCUAGCUAAAUGACAUUCUUUAAAAUUUUAAAAAAAUUUUUUGCAAAAUAUGCUUUUUUAAUUUUUUUGUGGCGGAAUAUUAUGGGUUUCCUAUGACCGAAAUAUUUUUUUUUCGAAAGGGUAUUCUUUUCCCUUUCCAAUGAGGUAUAGCUUGAUAUUGAACUGUAAAUAACACCAGAGAUAUGAUUUUUUAAAGUUACAUGGCAAAAUACAUUAAAAUAAUUAGCUGAAGACAAUGAGUUACACUUGUAAAAGUUUUGUUAAAUUGGUUCCAGGAUAGAAAUAUUAUUUAUCACUGCAUCAGUUACGCUGCUGUCUGCAGUAGUUUCUAUUUGAUUUUUUAACGGUCUUCGAAAAGGACUCGGGAUGCACUAAUACAAUUGGACCUCUUCACAGCGGGGCAGUUCUUGGGGGCAAAAGAAAGUCGCCGUUGUAGAGAGGUUUAAGCAAGAGUUUAUUUAUGGAUGUCUUCCAAAAAAUGUGUAAUUGUUAAGAGGUGACUGUUGUAGAGAGGUUUAAGCAAGAGUUUAUAUAUGGAUGUCCGCCAAAAUAGUGGCUAUUAUAAAGAGAUGGCUGUUGUAGAGAGGUGACCGUUAGUAGAAGUUCAACUGUAUCACUGAAAGAAAACAUGAAGUUAUUGUAGCUUUACAUAACAGUUUGUCAAUGAACCAUGAUAAUUGUUGGAUUUGGUUCAUUAUCCUCUGGGGGUGGUCUUUUCUAAGCCCAAUGAUAACGUUAAUAACUGUUAUUUUUUUAGGUUUAUACAGGUUUGAAUUUGUUAACUUGCAUGGAAGUCUGUUUCUAAAGACAUCUUCAGUUUGCAAUGUCAAAAACUCUCCUGGAGUGCAUGUAGAAAGUAGCUUACAGGCUUCGACUAGGCCAAAGACUUCACAAAUUACUGUCAAAGUACAUGUGCUACUUGAAAAAAAUCAACAAAAACAUCUUCAGGGCCAGAUUAUUCUGUUCCUCCACCAUUAACACACAGGGGAUUUUUUUUUUUUUUUUUUUUUUUGGUAGAGGGGAUGAUGGCAUGAAUGUCUUAACUUACAGAUAAAUUUGUGUCACAGGGUCACCAGUCUUGAAUAGUAGUGUGUCUGAAGUUAGCCGCAAGAGUACUGUAGGUUCCUUGGAUAUGGGAGGGGGAUCUGCACAGAUUGCUUUUGAAGUUGCAAAAUCUGUAAGUACCUGGAAUGUCAAACACAGCACUGUUGCGUUGUACAGUAUCUUCUUGACCUUUUUACAUUACUGCAAACAUCCAAUUUAAAGUUAGCCUUGUGUUCCCAUUUCAGGCCAACAUAAGCCUUUUUUGCUUAAUUAUUCUUAUGAAAUAGAAGAGAUCUGGGCAUGGCUUCAGUUAACGAAGGACUUAGCUGUCAAAGUUGUGAUUUCAAACCUGAACAGAACAAGCAACGACUAUUGCAGUUAUGAGCCCCCUCAAAUUUGAGCUUCUCCGUUUUUAACCCCCCCCCCCCUCCCUCCCCUUAAACCCCUUACAAAGAUGUAUACGCCUAGAGCUUACAAGUGGAAGCUUAUGAUACUCUGUUCUGUUUUAAGAAUACUGUUAAUAGUCAUCACCUAUGAUUUAUGUGAAUACACAUUCUAAUUUCUAAUUCCGUGUCCCUCAAUAUAGGUAUGGGUCCCAUCAGAGCUGAGUGCACAAGUCAAUCUUGGCUGUGACUCUCAUCAAACUAUACAUAAUUACCAUCUGUAUGUUGCAACAUUUCUUGGGUUUGGUAGUAAUGCUGCACGAGACCGUUACACAGAACUUGUUCUUAGUCAAAAUGAAAGUCUUAGCUUUGAUCUGUGAGUAUUUUUUGAAAAUAGUAAUUCUACAUGUACUGUCAGUAAUACACAUGUACUCUGAUUAUAAAUUAAUGCACACUGUAACAAAUUAUGCGUUCUGAAUACUACUUCAAAGUAUGCCAAAUAGCCUGCUACUUUUUGAGCAACAGAAACUUCUGAAGGUCUCCCAGGUGUUGUGGGAAACAACACCAUGAACAUUCACUUUUAGCAAACAAGGGACAUCUGGAGAUAACUUUUAGAGAACAGGGGAGCCAUUGAGUUUUGGGGGGUAUAGGGGAACAUUGAUUUCAUAAAUUGCAGGAAAAGGGAUCAUGACAAAAUUGAACUUUAGGGAAGAUGCGAAAUUAUUUGCGGGGACUCGAAGGAGAAACUUCAGUUAUUCAGAGAACAAGGGAACAUAAACCCACCAUGGGAGGCACUAUUUUCCCUGCACCAUUCAACGAAAAAUUCCAGAAUUCUGCGACUUGAAACAUAACUGAAUGGAAAGGACAAUUCCGGAAGAAAUUUUCAGACAUUUGUGUUUGCCUGCCAAGGUUGUCCUCUCUUUCCCAGUUUUUGCUUCACGUUCAUAAUAGGCAUUCAAAAAUGAAGGGGAAAGGCCAAUUUAUUCAGAUGCACAAACAUCACAUUCUCAAACACCCGUUUCAUCCCCUUUUCUUUCAAACUCCUGCAAUGAAGGCUAAAUUUUACGUAACUUCAUUAAGAAAACCAUUUUGUUGAAUACGUGGCACUGUUAUUGGGUAUUUUUUACCCCGAUAGUAGAAGUUGUUGUCAGUUCUUCUGUUGUAAUUUUUCUUUAUUAUUAGUUUUCAAUGUAAAAUAGAUAGAUGUGGAGAAAUAUUAUAUAGUUUUUAACUUUUAAGUUUGUGGAAGAAAUCGUAAGGUGUUACCAUUCAAAUGAAACCUUCAACAGCCGUACGUUUGCAUGGAGUUAUUUUUCUUGUAGCAUUCUGUAAUACUUAACUUGAGUUGUUGCAAGUAAUGCUGGAUUAUCUUUGAAAUAAACGGUGAUGAACAAAAGAUUUUAAGUCAGUAAUAGCAUUUUAUGUUCUUCUUGUAAUUUCACAGUUCAACUGAAGCGUAUCUAGAUCCUUGUCUACCAACAGAAUGCAAUGAACAAGUUACCCACAAGGGAAAGCAAUACAAACUUAUUGGAACAGGGGAAUAUUAUAAAUGUCAAAAACUUAUUCUUCCGCUUUUGAACCUGACAACACCCUGUCCAAGGCAACCAUGUUCUUUUAACGCUGUUUACCAGCCUCAUAUAGACUACAACCAGGUUGAAUUUUAUGGAUUUUCUGAGUAUUGGUACUCCAUGCACGAUGUGCUAAGAAUUGGCGGACAGUACAAGGCAACUGCCAUGAAGAAAGCUGUAGAGGUAGGUUUUCAGCAUGUUAGAAUCUGUAACUGAAAUUUGUUCGCGAGAUAUUAAGAUUUUAACAGGUUCACGGUUAAGCGCAUGCUCAUUAAUUUAAAUUACUAUUUUCCAAUUUAGUGUUAAUUUAUCGGUUAAUAAUCCCACUCACAUGUAUCUCAGCGAUCUCAGAGUGUAUUUCACAGUAGAGGUGUAUUUCAGAGUAACCUGAAGUAGGAUGUAGGAGAACUAAAAUCGCAGAAAAAAAUUAGUGGAUUAUGCCAACACCACCAACGUUGAAUUUAUUGUUGACCUGAAGGUUUUAUUCCAUGGUUGAUUAAUUUACAGCUAUUUGCAAAUAUUUGAGUUGAUCAAGUGCAACUUACUGCCAGAGGAGUGUGCAGAUUGGUUCUUUGACAACAUAUUGACAUGAUCAUAUUGCUUGCAUAGACGAUACAGCAUGUCCCGGCCGAUAAACGGCAUUUUGAUAAAUGAGCGUUCGCUGAACCGUGAACCUGUCCCUUUAAUUUGACUGUCUUGUUAACGAAAUGCUGUGCAUCGUCUGCAUCAAACAAUAAAGACCUAGCUUGAACUUGCAAACAGAUUCAAUCCUUGCAAAAGUCUUUGUCUAGCUCUAGGUCAUUUAUGCAAAUUUAGUGUACUUUAACUCUUUUCGAACUCGCUUUUAUUUAUUUCCAAUUCCUUGAUAAUGACGUCAUGGGGUCGUCGAAAAGUUGGAACAUUAGACCCUGUUUACAUGGAGUGGGGGACCCCGGUCUAGUGGGGUAGGUUUCUUUUGUUUUGUGUCCUCCAGAGCGUGAAAACAAAAGAAACCAACCCCACUAGACCGGGGUCCCCCACUACAUGUAAACAGGCCCUUAGAGAGAUAUAGAGCGAUUUCACUCACGUGGCCAGCGUCUAUGCUAAUUCAUUGGAACGAAAGAAAGUUUUUUACAUAAGAAAAGAGUUCAAUUCCCACAAGAUUGCCUUGGUACACCAAUAUGGCCGCCAUCUCAUUGUUUUGGAACACCAAUAUGGCCGCCGUGACGUCAUCUGAAUACGCUCUUGAGCAAACGGUAAACGUCAGAUUUUAAGUUGAGAAUUUCUCAAAAUAGAAAAUGAGCAGGUAACAACUGGGAAAACUAAUUCUUAUGAAUAAAACUCGCGUGAAACAACUAAUUUUUUUUGUAGAAGUAAUUAACAGUAAACGACAAGUAUAGGGGUUAAAAGGGAAACUUGGUCUCGUGGUACAAAUUCGUGUUUGCCGUUUGCCGUAAAUAUGACCCUAAAUUUCUCUAAUAUCUCGUUUACUUAGUUUUUACAUGCUUAUGAAUACAUACUUUUCGGGUGGAGAGAAGCGUCAACCGGAAAUACGUUUGCGUUCGCAGGCUAUUCCUCAAUCAGGCUGGCAUUCCCUCUUACUUUCCGACUAAUGAAGCGUUUGUUAAUUCUCAGGAGUUCUGCAAAACCCGUUGGUCAGUUCUUGUCAAUCGACACGCGAAAGGACUCUAUCCACAUGCAGAUGCUCAUAGGCUACAGUAAGCAAAAUGUCGAACUUUUUUUACUUGAUGUGGUUUAGAUUUAAAAGAGAUGAAUAUUUUCUCUCCUUCCUCCAGUGAUGUAGUUUUUAUUCAAGUACAUUCGCAUAACUGAUUUGUUACCAGUUAGAUAAUCUUGAAAAUGGCCUUACGAUGAGGACGAAACAUCGACUUUUUACGCUUUUAUUGACGUGUUUCUGUUUCCUCGUAAUGUCACUUUUUUUCAGUCUUUUUUAAAGUGGUUUUGUGAGAAAAACAACAGCUCUGCACGUGCAUCAUGUUUUUUAGUACAUUUCUUUGACGUUCACUGCACGACUACGACGUGAAACUUCCUAAUGCCAAGUUUUAUGGGGCACGCGCGCGUGAAGAUACGAGGACCGUGAAUUUUCCUUUCUCGGCUUUUUGAAGCUGGGUAAAGUCGUUAAGAAUUCAACUCCAGGAGCUGGAGAAAUCGCCUACAUUUGACAAAUUGAGCGGUCCAAAUAGACGCGAUAAAAGUUGAAAGGACGCAAAUUCAUUUUCUGAAGACUUUUUCACCAACAUCGUCGCCAUUGCUCAAGCUCCCUUUCCUUAACUCCCUGUUAUGCCAAUGCGAUAUUGUUGAUAUGGUAUUGAGAAUGUGGUGGUAAGAUAUUGGAAAGAGAGAGAAUUGUAUUUAGAAAGUGCUGAUAUGGUAAGCAAAAUCGGUUAGUGCGGUUUUAAGAAAACGUUUAUUUGGUACGGAAACGCGUCAGCAAAAUGUUGGCAAAGUUUGUUUCCGUGCUGGUAAAGUGUUGCUAUGGCGUGUAUAACUGUAUUGCUUGUGUUUGUCUAGGUAACUGGUGAAUUGGAAAUUAUUAAAGUACCAUGUGUGAAUAUCCUAAGGCUAUUUAGUCACUUCGGCUUUUUCAAAGAUCAAUCAGUAAAAAACGCGUAGUGUAUUUAAAUUUUUUUUCGUAAGGUUCCAGUGUUUCAAAGCAGCUUGGGUGACAACAGUUCUUCACCAAGGUUUCAAGUUUCCCCAGAACUACAGCAACCUACGCUCCGCCUUUUAUAUCGGCGACAAAGAAGUUCAAUNCCGUGAAUUUUCCUUUCUCGGCUUUUUGAAGCUGGGUAAAGUCGUUAAGAAUUCAACUCCAGGAGCUGGAGAAAUCGCCUACAUUUGACAAAUUGAGCGGUCCAAAUAGACGCGAUAAAAGUUGAAAGGACGCAAAUUCAUUUUCUGAAGACUUUUUCACCAACAUCGUCGCCAUUGCUCAAGCUCCCUUUCCUUAACUCCCUGUUAUGCCAAUGCGAUAUUGUUGAUAUGGUAUUGAGAAUGUGGUGGUAAGAUAUUGGAAAGAGAGAGAAUUGUAUUUAGAAAGUGCUGAUAUGGUAAGCAAAAUCGGUUAGUGCGGUUUUAAGAAAACGUUUAUUUGGUACGGAAACGCGUCAGCAAAAUGUUGGCAAAGUUUGUUUCCGUGCUGGUAAAGUGUUGCUAUGGCGUGUAUAACUGUAUUGCUUGUGUUUGUCUAGGUAACUGGUGAAUUGGAAAUUAUUAAAGUACCAUGUGUGAAUAUCCUAAGGCUAUUUAGUCACUUCGGCUUUUUCAAAGAUCAAUCAGUAAAAAACGCGUAGUGUAUUUAAAUUUUUUUUCGUAAGGUUCCAGUGUUUCAAAGCAGCUUGGGUGACAACAGUUCUUCACCAAGGUUUCAAGUUUCCCCAGAACUACAGCAACCUACGCUCCGCCUUUUAUAUCGGCGACAAAGAAGUUCAAUGGACACUAGGAGCGAUCCUCUAUCGAACAAGGUUCCUGCCUCUAAGGUACGUUAUGGGGCUCAUGAGAGCUCUGGAAAUUAAAUGCCUUGUUGCCGAUAAACUGUAACGGUAAAAAAAUGACACGCAAAGGGAAAAGAAUUUGAAUCCUUUAACAGAAGUCAUUGGCAGUUUGGUUCUUCGGUUUUGCCGGCGGUUGAAGCUCAUUUUAAAAUUACUCGUUUUAGGUGUUUAUCUCAGCUUCUUUGUCGGUUUUUGGUCACUUUUUAUUGCAGUUUCGAAGAUUUAUCGAUUUUUUUGUGGCCGGUUUUGCUGCUUUCUCCUCGAGCACCGUCCAUGAACUCGUUGAACUGUAGAGAGGAAGUUCGAUACUCUGGCUUCAUGGCCAGUAAAUGCCGUGUUUUUGUUUUUGUUUGUUUUUUGUUUUAUAAUGGCUGGAAGUUUAUAGAUGAAUGUCGUGCGUUUUUGCCUCUAACACUUAAUUAGCUAAGUACUAACAUCAAGAAUAACAUUGAACCGCAACAGCUGUUCCCCCCUCCCUCUCCCCCAGUCUCUCACACCACGUGUCAUUGUUCUAAUCCCAUCGAUCUUUACAUGCGUGCAGAGAUGGCGGAUAUGGUCAGUAUGGCAUUUGACCACAUAUAUUUUUCAUUUCUAGGGAAGUCCAAUUGCAUUCACAGUACAAAAGUUCAUAUCACGCCCUUUGGAGUUACGUGAGUGAACUACAGUUCCGCAUCAUAUUCUUGGUGUGCAGUGUCACAGUUUUGGCCGCCAUCUUGCUGUACUGUAGGCGGCUACGGCGCAUGAGCAGUACGUCAAGUUUGUGGCAGUACAACUCGUCUCCAGUCCUCUACAAUGUUGAUGUAAUACCCAGCACAGAUAAGAUUCCUGUGAGAUGA
Messenger RNA from Porites evermanni, 9840 nucleotides. The record is from the annotation of a GenBank genome assembly. NCBI's taxonomy places the organism in Eukaryota, Metazoa, Cnidaria, Anthozoa, Scleractinia, Poritidae.